GAAAAGUCGACACGCAUUAUUUUGUUUUGAUAAGUUUUAACGCAGUAACGCUAUCGUAUCCACGUGUGUGAGAAUAUUGAAAUAAAUAAUAAUAAAACACCAUGAUUGAGCCAAGAAACAAAAUAGAAUAUUUAGUGGCUGAUACUACCGCCUUUAUCAACGCAGUACAGCUAAAUGACUAUGCCCAAAACGUUUUAACAGUUCCCGAUGUUAUUAAAGAAGUGCGCAAUAAACGUCAAAUUCGAAGGUUGUGUGUAUUACCAUUUGAUUUACAAAUACGCGAGCCUCGUACAGAAAGCAUAAAACACUGUGUAGAGUUCGCUAAAAAGACUGGUGACUAUGCUAGUCUCUCCGGCAUUGACAUUAAAGUCAUCUCCUUAACAUAUGAGCUGGAGAUAGAUAAUGUAGGCUUCGAGCACUUACGUACGGAGCCUGUGAUGUCAAAAACAAUAGCGUCUAAAGAGAAACCCGAGGAGUUCCAAGAUAACUCUAAAUUAGCUGGUUGGUUUAACCCAGAAGGUGAUGAUGAUUCAAGAAGCACAGAUGUUAGUGAAAAUGAGGACGAUAUAAUUGCCGACUCUUCGAACGAAAAUAAUGAUCAAGCGAUUGACGUUGUUAAAAAUGCAAUUGAACAACAAAUAUCGAACAAACAUGAAAAAGAUUAUACUUAUGAAGAUGAAAUAACUCAAGAGGAAUUAGAUAAACUGUUUGAAAAAUUAAAAUGCAGUGAGGAUGAUAGUGAGGCUAGCGAUAUACUUGUGCCACAAAAAAGAAAUGUCAGAGGUACACAUCCAGAUAACAGUGAUGACGAUGACAAACCAGACGAAGAACAAGUCGAUGAUGGUGCUGAUAAUGAUGGAGGCUGGAUUACACCAGCAAACAUUAAAAAGGUGAAAAAAUCACUAGAAGGUAAAGUGGAGUCGGAUGUAGUGCCCGUAGUUGCAUGUAUGUCAACGGAUUAUGCAAUUCAGAAUACUUUAAAGCAAAUGAAUUUGCAAAUUUGUGCAUUGGAUGGACGAGCAAUUAAACACCUACGCACUUAUAUACUACGUUGUUACGCUUGUUUUAAAACCACAAGCAUUAUGACAAAAGUUUUUUGUCCGAAUUGUGGCAAUAAAACUUUGAAAAGAGUCGCUGUUAGCUUAGAUGAGAAUGGCAAGCAGGUUAUUCAUAUAAAUACACGUAGACCUCUAACUACCAAAUACAAAAACCAAAGCUUACCAAGAUUCCAGGGGGGGAAGCAUUCGCGUAAUCCAAUACUAUUUGAGGACCAACCUAUACCGAGGCAGAUGCCAUCGCGUGUUGCAAAAACGAAAACCAAUGCUUUAGAAGAAGACUACAUAGCUGGCAUGUCCCCGUUCGUUAUGCGGGAUAUUGACUCAAAGUCCGCUAUGUUACGUUCGAAGGGUAACCUCAAGGAAUGGGCUAGGAAUAAUACUUUUGAGGAAGAUCGACGUAGAAAGCAUUAUAACAGGGUAUAUAAAUAAAUGUGUGAUAAGGACAUAUAUAAAAUAAUUACAUUCUUUGAAUACAAUGCAAAUGAUAAUAUCAA
This is a messenger RNA of Ceratitis capitata (Mediterranean fruit fly), 1552 nucleotides long. Its product is annotated as RNA-binding protein NOB1. Bases 102 to 1487 code for a protein of 461 amino acids. Lineage: Eukaryota; Metazoa; Arthropoda; Insecta; Diptera; Tephritidae. The record is from RefSeq and is a predicted model, not a curated record. The transcript has 3 exons. Gene Ontology annotation, biological process: maturation of SSU-rRNA; ribosomal small subunit biogenesis. Gene Ontology annotation, cellular component: preribosome, small subunit precursor. Gene Ontology annotation, molecular function: RNA endonuclease activity.